Corylus avellana is the source of this 946-nucleotide messenger RNA. RefSeq names its product protein LIGHT-DEPENDENT SHORT HYPOCOTYLS 10. Gene Ontology annotation, biological process: mRNA transcription; response to light stimulus. The record is from RefSeq and is a predicted model, not a curated record. Gene Ontology annotation, cellular component: nucleus. Lineage: Eukaryota; Viridiplantae; Streptophyta; Magnoliopsida; Fagales; Betulaceae.
UCCUUAACCACCACCACCCACGAUGUCUAGCGGGAAGGAAUUGGCAGAAGGAUCCUCAAGCUCUCCCACCGAUUAUCAAGGCCAUCAGCAGCCAACCACACCAAGCCGCUAUGAGUCUCAGAAGAGAAGGGACUGGAACACCUUCGGGCAGUACCUGAAGAAUCAGAGGCCCCCAGUUCCACUCUCGCAGUGCAACUGCAACCAUGUGUUGGAGUUUCUUCGGUAUCUUGACCAGUUUGGGAAGACAAAAGUUCACCUCCAAGGGUGUAUGUUUUUUGGACAGCCUGAGCCGCCUGCACCGUGCACCUGCCCGCUUAGGCAGGCCUGGGGCAGCCUUGACGCCCUCAUUGGGCGGCUCCGAGCUGCUUAUGAAGAGAACGGAGGCUCUCCCGAGACAAAUCCGUUUGCUAGCGGUGCAAUCCGGGUUUAUCUCCGGGAGGUGAGGGAGUGUCAGGCUAAGGCAAGGGGGAUCCCAUAUAAGAAGAAAAAGAAGAAGACCACUCAAACCAAGGGAAAUGAUGAAUCCAGCUCUACCGUGCACUUCUCUUGACUUCUUUGCCUAAAUUGAAUCUGGUGUUUAAUAAAGAUACAAGAAAAACCAUUGAUUUUUGGCUCAAAAUGCAUUUCAAGUUACUAUAGGAAAUUAUUCUAGCAAGUUACUGUAGCUACAACGCGCUCGAGCGCACACGGCUGGCAGAGACGCCCUGGAGUUCAGAAUUGCUAUGGAAAACCUUUUUAGAUCUCAUAAUGAGACUGGGAGGCUAACUUAAGAUUUUUCUGGGAUUUCCAAGGCUUCUAGGGUUUGUUUUACACCCUAUAAAUAGGUGACCUCUAAGCUUCAAGAGAAUGUGUGCUUAGUUUUAGACAUAAAAUAUCUUCUUGGAGGCUUGGAAAGUUGAAGAGAAGAGGAACAUGGCAGGAGGCCAUCCCAGCACCAGGAUGAGCA